GUAAUGACAUUCAGGGAGCGGGGAGGGAGGGAGGAGAGGGGCAGGCUCGGCGAGGCCAUGUGAUGCUGGGCGAGAGAGAGCCGCCGCGCCGGAGCCUCCUUCUUUCCUGCCUCUGAUUCCGGGCUGUCAUGGCGACCCCCAACAACCUGACCCCCACCAACUGCAGCUGGUGGCCCAUCUCCGCGCUGGAGAGCGAUGCGGCCAAGCCGGCCGAGGCCCCCGACGCGCCCGAGGCGGCCAGCCCCGCCCAUUGGCCCAGGGAGAGCCUGGUUCUGUACCACUGGACCCAGUCCUUCAGCUCGCAGAAGAGUGUCCCCUGUGUCUGCCCGCCUUCCCCGCUCUGACCCUGGCGCCUGCAGGUGCGGCUGGUGAUUGCCGAGAAGGGCCUGGUGUGUGAGGAGCGGGACGUGAGCCUGCCGCAGAGCGAGCACAAGGAGCCCUGGUUCAUGCGGCUCAACCUGGGUGAGGAGGUGCCCGUCAUCAUCCACCGUGACAACAUCAUCAGCGACUAUGACCAGAUCAUUGACUACGUGGAGCGCACCUUCACAGGAGAGCACGUGGUGGCCCUGAUGCCCGAGGUGGGCAGCCCGCAGCACGCGCGGGUGCUGCAGUACCGGGAGCUGCUGGACGCACUGCCCAUGGACGCCUACACGCACGGCUGCAUCCUGCACCCUGAGCUCACCACCGACUCCAUGAUCCCCAAGUAUGCCACAGCUGAGAUCCGCAGACACUUAGCCAAUGCCACCACGGACCUCAUGAAACUGGACCAUGAAGAGGAGCCCCAGCUCUCCGAGCCCUACCUUUCCAAACAGAAAAAGCUCAUGGCCAAGAUUUUGGAGCAUGAUGACGUGAGCUACCUGAAGAAGAUCCUUGGGGAGCUGGCCAUGGUGCUGGAUCAGAUCGAGGCAGAGCUAGAGAAGAGGAAGCUGGAGAAUCAGGGGCAGAAAUGCGAGCUGUGGCUCUGUGGCUGUGCCUUCACCCUUGCUGAUGUCCUCCUGGGAGCCACUCUGCACCGCCUCAAGUUCCUGGGACUGUCCAAGAAAUACUGGGAAGAUGGCAGCCGGCCCAACCUGCAGUCCUUCUUUGAGAGAGUCCAGAGACGCUUUGCCUUCCGGAAAGUCCUGGGUGACAUCCACACCACCUUGCUGUCGGCCGUCAUCCCCAAUGCUUUCCGGCUGGUCAAGAGGAAACCCCCAUCCUUCUUCGGGGCAUCCUUCCUCAUGGGCUCCCUGGGCGGGAUGGGCUACUUUGCCUACUGGUACCUCAAGAAAAAAUACAUCUAGGGCCAGGCCUGGGGCUUGGUGUCUGACUGUUGGUGUCUCUGUGCUGUGUGAUUCCCCGUGAGCUCUCAGUAACUCACUGUCUCAUGAACACUUGGACAGCCCUCCCCGCCCUUCGUUCUGAGUAAUAAUAUCGUCAGUGUGAAAACAUUCCAUAGUUUAGAAGUAGACAUUGCCGAUACCGUGACUCAAGGCCACGGCUCUACAAAAAGAGAGAGAGGAAGCGAGAGAGAACAAAAACCAGAAACAAAACACGAAUGCCUUUUCUUUAGAUUCAAGGUCUCAAGAUGGAAUUGUGGGGACUGGUUAGGAACUGAGGUGAGUCCCAGGAGGUUUCAUCCACCAGGGCCCAGAUUCUGGGAGGUGCUGGGGGCUCAGAGGGCCCGACCCCUCGCCUCCCCUUCCCUCUUGCCCAGGGAACUCUUCCACAGGACAAAGCCAACAUCAAGACUCAACUCCUCUAACUGGUACCUCUGAAUGGGGCUGGAGAACCGGAGACCCCAUGGGAGGUCCCUGAAGAUCAGAAGGGGCUUCACGCUUCUCCUGGACAUGGACUGAGACAGCACUGGCUUGAGCCAAGGCAGUGGCACCCAAAAACCAGGCCAUGGUGGGGACGGACAUCACAAGCACACUCUCUCAUUGCCCGUCUGAUUUGGCCCAUGUGUUGGGUUUGGCUUUAACAGAAACCUCUGAAAGCAGCAGCCAUCAUCCUCUUCCUACCUUGAGUUUUUCCACCCUGUGAGGUGAGACUUUCAGUAAAAGCCACGUUGACCUUCUCUCAGAAGGUCAGUCCAGCCCAAGCACAGGGGCGGAUCUGGAGGGGACAAACCUAGGUCCCCUCCCAGCCUCUGCCCAAGCCAUCUCCUUCAAUACCCACCCUUCCCGUCACUCCCGGGGCUACAGUCUCUGCAUCCACGGAACCCACCCCGGUCCGGUCUCACUUUCCUGUGCCUUUUGCAUGUUGGGAAAGGGUCUUGGUGUCACUGCUGCUCAUGCAUAGAAACCACCGAAAGCUCCAAUAAAGCAUCCAGGAGGA
Saimiri boliviensis boliviensis (Bolivian squirrel monkey) is the source of this 2316-nucleotide messenger RNA. The record is from RefSeq and is a predicted model, not a curated record. Lineage: Eukaryota; Metazoa; Chordata; Mammalia; Primates; Cebidae.